Molecule: messenger RNA, 894 nt
Organism: Adineta ricciae
Lineage: Eukaryota; Metazoa; Rotifera; Eurotatoria; Adinetida; Adinetidae
Source: the annotation of a GenBank genome assembly
AUGUUUUAUAUUUUGAAAUAUUGUUUGAUUUAUAUUCUAUUUGGAACUGCUGAUUCCUUUUCUAAUUAUGAUAAAACUGUUCUUGAAUAUUCACCUGUUGUCUACUGGUCUCUUGAUCCUCAGAAUCCAAACGAUUAUUCAAAUCAUAAUUUAAAUGGAGCAUUUACGAAUAAUCCAUCAAAUACAACAAUGCCAAAUGGUGAUAUUGUCUGUGUAUUCAAUGGACUUGAUCAAUAUUAUACAAUUGAAGAAAAUGAUUAUUUAGAAAUUGCUCGUACGGGUAUUUUAACAAUUGUUGCUUGGCUGCGUCCAGAUACAUUACAAUUUGAGCACAGCGAAGGCAGUGGAUAUGUUUGGUGGAUGGGAAAAGGAGAAACUAGUCGACAAAGUUGGGCAGCACGAAUGUAUAAUUAUCAAAAUCAAGAAAGUCGUCCGAAUCGUAUUAGUGGUUAUGCGUUUAAUGCAAGUGGAGGAUUGGGUGCAGGUAGUUAUUUUCAAGACACAGUUAUUGUUGGAGAAUGGAUUCUAUAUACACUCGUUAUUAAUACAGUUAAUGUUUCUAAUGCGUAUCCAACUGGUUAUAUAAAAAUUUUCAAGAACGGAAUUCAACGUGAUCAAGAUGCAUUGAUUAGUUACAAUGUAGUGCCAACAAAAGGUACAGCACCAAUGCGCAUUGGAACACGAGAUCAACAAUCAUUUUUUAAAGGAGCCAUUGGAAAAGUCGCACUUUUUGAUUAUGAAUUGAAUUCAUCACAAUUACAAAAUUUCUAUAAUUGUAUGAAAGACACAAAUAAAUGUUCCAUGACAAACAAUUCAAGGAAGGUGAAACAUGACUAUGGAACAUUGAUCGUCAUAUUGUUAUCAGUGUGUAUGAACUUAGGCAUCAUUUUAUAA